Messenger RNA from Oryctolagus cuniculus (rabbit), 6182 nucleotides. RefSeq names its product shisa family member 9 (gene SHISA9). The record is from RefSeq and is a predicted model, not a curated record. NCBI's taxonomy places the organism in Eukaryota, Metazoa, Chordata, Mammalia, Lagomorpha, Leporidae. Gene Ontology annotation, biological process: regulation of AMPA receptor activity; regulation of short-term neuronal synaptic plasticity. Gene Ontology annotation, cellular component: postsynaptic density; AMPA glutamate receptor complex; dendritic spine membrane.
UCAUUCCACAAGUGUCGCUUCGCUCUCUCCGGCGCACUUGGCGAGCCGGCGAGGUGAGAGGGAUUCUGCGAGCGGCCGCCGCGCGGCGAGUCCGGAGCGGGCGGCUGCGGGGAGGCGCGGACAGACCGACGCUCCCGCUUCUCGGCCCGCGCCUCCCCCUGUGGCCGCCGGACCUGCACCCCGCGCUUGCCCCCGCUCGUCCUCCCCCCGCCCGGCCCCGCGCGCUCCUCCUCGGCCGGCCCCCUCGGCGCGCGGCGCGCUGGAGGCGAACGCGGGCUGAGCCGAGCGCAGUGGCCGCCGACCACCGAGCGCCCCGCGCCGCUCCCUGCAUGUGCGGCCCGCGGCGGCUCGCAGCCCCCGGCAGCAGCCUCGGCAGCUUCGGCCGCGCCUCCAGAGGCGGCUGCAGCGGCUCCAGCGGCGGCCGAGCGGCCGAGCCCGGGCUGGGAGACACGAUGCGCCGCGUCCUCCGGCUGCUCCUCGGCUGCUUCCUCACCGAGCUGUGCGCCCGCGUGUGCCGGGCGCAGGAGCGAGCGGGGCACGGGCAGCUGGCGCAACUGGGCGGCGUGCUGGUGCUGACAGGGGGCAACCGCUCCGGGGCCGCCUCGGGAGAGGCCGGCGAGGGCGCGGGGGUCUCGGACGCGCCCCCGACCCGGGCGCCCACGCCGGACUUCUGCCGCGGCUACUUCGAUGUCAUGGGCCAGUGGGACCCGCCGUUCAACUGCAGCUCGGGCGACUUCAUCUUCUGCUGCGGGACUUGUGGCUUCCGGUUCUGCUGCACGUUUAAGAAGCGGCGGCUGAACCAGAGCACCUGCACCAACUACGACACGCCGCUCUGGCUCAACACCGGCAAGCCCCCUGCGCGCAAGGACGACCCCCUGCACGACCCCACCAAGGACAAGACCAACCUGAUCGUCUACAUCAUCUGCGGGGUGGUGGCUAUCAUGGUGCUGGUGGGCAUCUUCACCAAACUGGGGCUGGAGAAGGCGCACCGGCCCCAGAGGGAGCACAUGUCCAGGGCCCUAGCAGAUGUCAUGAGACCACAGGGGCACUGCAACACUGACCACAUGGAGAGAGACCUUAACAUUGUUGUCCACGUCCAACACUACGAGAACAUGGAUACGAGAACCCCCAUAAAUAAUCUGCACACCACGCAGAUGAACAACGCCGUGCCCACCUCCCCUCUGCUCCAGCAGAUGGGCCACCCGCAUUCGUACCCCAACCUGGGACAGAUCUCCAAUCCCUACGAGCAGCAGCCACCAGGCAAAGAGCUCAACAAGUACGCCUCCUUAAAGGCAGUCGAGGCUCCUGGACCCUACCCUGAGAAGCGUUGCAUGAAGCCACGUUGCCUGAUCGCCCUACAUCUGCGGGCUCAUCCUGAGGACCUUGAACUGCAGAACAAAACAGAACGAAGCCUUGGACAAAUAGAGUUUCUGUUCUUAAGAUGUGGGAUUAGAAAAAGGAAGACCCAGUUCUGCUCAACAGACAUCAGAUGAAGACAGUAAGUGUGUAUUUUAGUUUGUUUUUGCAUUGUUAUGCUGGUGGAGAAUUCUUAAGAUAUGUUACUUAUUGUAUCAAAGCACUUGUGCACACAUAAAGGUUAUCACUCAGCUUUAUAAGCAAAAGCCAGAGUCCUCUUCCUGCCUCUCCUCAACCCUGCUGUAUUGGGUCCAUCUCCAAAGGCAAGGACUUUCAAUGGUUAGCUCUUCCUUCUAGAAAGUUAGCUCUGUGUUACCUCUUCUUAAUUACUCUUUCCAAGAUACUAUUUAUUGAUUUCCUUCCUUGGGAAGGUAGAGAUUCAGUUACUUUAUAUGAAGAAAUGAGCUGCUUCCCCAAUCUUGGAUUAAGAUAAGGUCUCUGUAGUUCUUAGAGCAUGCAGUGCUUCUCUGGAACCCUGCACAGAUGGUUCCCACCUUGAGGCUUGUCCAGGCUGGACAGAGAUAGGUUUCAUAGUGAUAAUACUAGCAGGUUCAAAGAAACAGGCAGCCAACCCACAGGCACUGGCUGUUGCUCUAUUUCCCAACUGAAAUUGCUCACGGAGGUCCAGUCUUGAAAUUGCAAGUGGAGAAAAAUCUUGCAAGAAGGAAAAUUCUGGUUUGAUGUCCAAGGGAAACUCUGGAGACGCAGCUCAGGGUAGGAACUGAGUUGGUGGUGGUGAGUGGAACAAAGAGGAAGAAGUGACAUUUGCAGGGGCCCUGACACAGCUCAAGGAGAGGAGUACGAGAAAUGGCCUCUCCCAGGAGCAAGACCUUAAUAUACAAUAAUAAGUCACGGGCAAGGAGAGGGAUUAUGCAGCAGGAACUGCUGGGCCAGUGUUGGUUGGCAAUUUGGCAAAAACUCAGGUUGAUUCCCACAUCAGAUUCAAUACUGAGCAAAGAAAAAAUAAAAUUCCAGUGUGCAGCACUUAACAUUCUUCAUAAAAACAAACAUCAGAACAAAAUAAAAUGGAACACUGGUCAAGUUGUUGAAACAGAGGACUUUGGUUAGUUAACAUCACAAAAUAAGAUUGAUGUGUUUAAUUGUAUUUUUUUAAAGGGGGAUUUGGCUUAAAAACUGUUGAAGGGAAGCAAAAUGGGACAAUAUUCUAAGCAAAGAUGACAAACCAGAGCUUGGUAUUUUUAACAUAAAGAGCUUAUAAAAUCAUUAUGAAAAUCACUAAGAUCCUGAAAGCUAAAAUAGAUGGAAAAAUAAAAAUCAUAAAGAGGAAACAAAAUGGCUUUUCAAACAUAUGGGAAAGUGUUCAACCUUACUAGUAAUCAAAGAAAUGCAAAUGGAAAUGGCAACACUAUUUCCAGCUAGCAAAUGUGUAACAUUUCCAGAAAAUGAGAACACUCAAACUGGUUGGGGUGGGGAUGGGUGUGGUAAAAUUGAUACUCACAUGUGUAGUUGGAGGCAAUGUGAGUUUUUGUGUAGCCCUUUUGGAAAGCGAUUUGGCAACGUAUAUCAAGAGCCUUAAAAAUAGCCAUGCUUCUUAAUUCAACAAUUCUACCUCCAAGGCUGCAAUCCUAAAUACAGCCAAAGUUUUUUUUUUUUUUGUAUUAAAAACUUCAUUGUAGUGUCAUUGAAAGUGGUGAAAAGAGAAAUAUAAUCUAAAUGUAUAACCAGAAGAGGAAGUGGGUAAGUAUAUGAUAUGAUCCACUUGCUGGAUGAUGACAAGCCAUUACUGAUGAGUCACACCAACCUGGGUUUGUUCUCUGCUCUGUGUGUUGUGCGUUCCAGGGAAUGCUGCUUGCGUGUCUGAAAAACUGAACUAAUGGCACCCUGCAAGAUGGUUGUGAGAACUGGGCAUGGUAUUUGGUUCAUUACCGAAGGGCUUCUUUUCUUACUUCUCAAGUCUUUCUUGAUUUAGUUCCUGGCACUCGUCUGUUGAGAUAAACGUUCCUGAGACUCUAAGGAUUCUUGUGGUCAAAGGAUUCCUCCCUAAAAGAAUUUGCAGAGAGCAAAUAAUCUGAAGGACUUGAGGCUCAGGGUAGGACAGCUGAGUGCAGCUGCUGCACAAAUCCAUGGGAAGAGCUGGGAUUACAGGACCCAUUCACCCGCCCCCGCACCCAUCCUGCACUUUCUCUCCUGAAGCACUCCAAUCCAAAGACCGGAAUUCCAUGGGUGUUUUUGUGUUGGACACUGAAAGCUACAGUUGGUCCAGGGAGCUGUGUGGGAUACUAAAAUGAAUUAGCCCUGCCUUCUACCCAAUGAAAGAUUCUCUCCUAGAGAAACUCAGUGCCACGGAACAUUCUUGGCAGCACCUGCUGUUCUUCACGUAUAGGAAAAAAUGAAAGUGCUUCCCUCUGUUGUGUCCCUGGCCUUGUUUUGAUCCUCAUUGUCAACAUGGGUACCAUUCCUUGUGAUACAUCUUUUCUAUUGAACUCAUAUGACUCCUUAUCAAUCUUGCAGAUCUUUUCAUUAAGAAAGCAUCGACAUGUAACUGGAAUAGCCAUUGUUGGAGAAAAUAACCGUCACUAAUUUUGACACAUUCAGCAGGUAUCUGCUGAGUACUCAUAACGUGCCCAACUGGCUGCAGGAUGCGGGUUGUAGCUGCGUGUAUCUUACUGUUAUAAGCAAAGCUUUUAUGUACCUGUAAUAAGCAAGUUUAGAGGUUAAUAUGAAGUCCCCAUUCUCAAUAACAAGCGAUGGACAAAUUGUGAAGAGAUCCAGUUCAAACUACACCAUGGUGUUAGGGGAUCUCCAUACCCACAAAAUACCAUGAUGUAGAGAACAUAGGUGGGCCCAUUAGGAAGGGGAAUCAGAGGUUUUCAGGAGGUGGUGAGUUUGAGCUAAUCCUUGAGAGAGGAAAGUGUUGUGUGUGUUUGAAAGCAAAGCAUGGCAUGGCUUCUACAACAGAUUUGCAUCUUUUUUUUUAUAUACAGGCAGAGUGGACAGUGAGAGAGAGAGAGACAGAGAGAAAGGUUGUCCUUUGCUGUUGGUUCACCCUCCAAUGGCCGCCACGGCCGGCGCAUCGCACUGAUCCAAUGACAGGAGCCAGGUGCUUCUCCUGGUCUCCCAUGGGGUGCAGGGCCCAAGUACAUGGGCCAUCCUCCACUGCACUCCCUGGCCACAGCAGAGAGCUGGCCUGGAAGAGGGGCAACCAGGACAGAAUCCGGCGCCCAACCAGGACUAGAACCCGGUGUGCUGGCACCGCAAGGCGGAGGAUUAGCCUAGUGAGCCACGGCGCCAGCUGAGAUUCGCAUCUUUUGAGGUGGUGUAGCACGGCUUUGAAGGCAGAGAGCUGGGAUUAAAUCACAGCUCAGUUAACAGCUGUGUACCUCAGAAGUGCCACUCAAUUUCUGUGUUUUACUUUCCACCUGUGUAAAAUGGGCAAAGCAGUACCCUCUGGGGCAGAUACAGGGAGGAAUCCAGUGAUGCUGAGACUCCUGUUGGUCAUAAACAGAAAGUGUUUCUCCUAAGAUGGGGCUGUUUACGCUUCCUCUACUCCCUGCCUUCCUCUGCUCUGUUGCUUUUCUUAAUAGUGAGCCUCUGCGAAGAAUGUUCUUCUGUCACUCAUUUCCUGUGUGGUCUUGGAAAAGUCACUUCCUCUCCCUGUACCUCAUGUUUCUUGUCUAUAAAAUGAGUGAGGUAAGCAAAACUGGCCUCUUUCAGCGAUAAUGUUCUGUGAGUGUGGUGGGCAGAAUAUGCCAAGAUCCUGGAGGGAAACAUUGGAAUAAUGUGGAUAACGAAAAGAAAAAUGAGCUGCAAUAAACAUUAAGGUGCAGACAGCUUUUUUGUUUGCCAAUUUAAUUUCCUUUGGGUAAAUUCCAAGGAGUGGGAGGGCUGGGUUUUAUGGUAGGGUUAUAUUGCAGCUCAAUUCACAAUAGCUAAGACCUGGAAUCAACCCAAAUGCCCAGCAACAGUAGACUGGAUAAAGAAAUUAUGGGACAUGUACUCUAUAGAAUACUAUACAGCAGUCAAAAACAAUGAAAUCCAGUCAUUUGCAACAAAAUGGAGGAAUCUGGAACACAUCAUGCUGAGCAAAAUGAGCCAGUCCCAAAGGGACAAAUAUCAUAUGUUCUCCCUGAUCGGUGACAACUAACCAACCACUAAAAAGGAAACCUGUUGAAGUGAAAGGGACACUAUGAGAAACAGUGACUUGAUCAGCCCUUGUCCUGACUGUUGAUGUACAAUUUAAUACUUUAUUCCUUUUAUUAUUUUUUUGUUCUAGUUAAUACUAUUGGUUGAACUCUGUAAUUAACACACAAUUAUUCUUAAGUGUUGAAAUUUAACUAAAAAGUGAUCCCUGUUAAAUAUUAGAGUGGGAAUAAGAGAGGGAGGAGAUGUUCAGUUUGGGACAUGCUCAAUCGGACUUGCCCCAAAUGGUGGAGUUAGAAACAUGCCAGGGGAUUCCAAUACAAUCCCAUCAAGAUUGCAUGUACCAAUGCCAUCUCACUAGUCCAAGUGAUCAAUUUCUGUUCACAAUUGAUCACACUGAUAGGACUAAGAGUCAAAGGGAUCACACAAACAAGACUAGUUUCUGCAAAUACUAACUGAUAGAAUAAAAAAGGGAGAGAACGAUCCAACAUGGGAAGUGGGAUACACAGCAGACUCAUAGAAUGGCAGAUUCCUAAACAGAACUCUGGCCUCAGAAUCAGCCCUUAAGGCAUUCGGAUCUGGCUGAAGAGCCCAUGAGAGUAUUUUAGGCAUGGAAAGCCAAGACACUCUGGCCAAAAAAACAAAACAAAACAAAACAAAAAACA